This is a messenger RNA of Peromyscus maniculatus bairdii (prairie deer mouse), 1467 nucleotides long. It is a transcript of the gene Derl3, whose product is annotated as derlin 3. The record is from RefSeq and is a predicted model, not a curated record. NCBI's taxonomy places the organism in Eukaryota, Metazoa, Chordata, Mammalia, Rodentia, Cricetidae.
GGGUUAAGAGCGCGGCCUCGCCGGCGCGCGCGCGCCUAGGACUUCGAUGGCUGGGCAGGGGCUGGCGGCGGGCUUCCUGCAGGUGCCCGCGGUGACGCGGGCCUACACCGCGGCCUGCGUCCUUACCACCGCCGCAGUGCAGCUGGAGCUCCUCAGCCCCUUCCAGCUCUACUUCAACCCGCACCUGGUGUUCCGGAAGUUCCAGGUCUGGAGGCUCAUCACCACCUUCCUCUUCUUCGGGCCCCUGGGAUUCGGCUUCUUCUUCAACAUGCUCUUCCUGUUCCGCUACUGCCGUAUGCUGGAGGAGGGUUCUUUCCGUGGUCGAAAGGCCGACUUCGUCUUCAUGUUUCUCUUCGGGGGUGUUCUUAUGACUCUGCUGGGAUUCCUGGGCAGCCUCUUUUUCCUGGGACAGGCCCUCAUGGCCAUGCUGGUCUAUGUGUGGAGCCGUCGCAGCCCUCAGGUGAGGGUCAACUUCUUUGGAUUACUCAACUUCCAGGCACCAUUCCUGCCCUGGGCCCUCAUGGGCUUCUCGAUGCUGCUGGGCAACUCCGUCCUCACAGACCUGCUAGGCAUUGUUGUGGGCCACAUCUACUACUUCCUGGAAGAUGUCUUUCCCAACCAGCCUGGAGGCAAGAGGCUGCUGCUGACCCCCAGCUUUCUGAAGCUACUACUCGAUGACCCUCAGGAGGACCCCAAUUACCUGCCCCUUCCGGAAGAGCAACCACAGCCCUGAGUGCAGCCCCUGGAGCAGUAAGCCCACUUGGUCAGCCUGAGGCUCCUGGCAGAGUUCUACCUUCUCUUAUGCCCAGCACCCCAUCCAGAAGGCUGGGCCCACCUUGGGGCCUCAGCCAGCAACACUCUACAUCCCCUGUAGCAUCUCUGCUCAACUGUAGAUGGUAGGACACGAGGCCCCGAGAGGGUGAAGACUGCCAACAGAUGCCUAGUAGAGCUCUGAACUCAACUAAUACAGACCUCCAGUUCUCAUCUUCAUGCUGCCAGCGCCUUGCUGGAGCACUGGCAACAAGUCCUCACCACCCAGGAUCAUGCCCAGUCUACAGGUAUCCUGCCUGGGUGCCUGUGGGCUGAUGCCCGUCCUAUCCUAGCCUCUCUGUCCUCUUUUAAGGCAAGCAAGUGUUCACGUUCAUCUCCGGCUGGUGACCCAAAAGUCCCAUGGGCUCAGGUGUAGAGAACAAGUUUGGUCCUCUGUCACUCUAGUGAGCCCAGGAUCUUGAGCUCUACCUUAGCAGAACCCUGUGUGUAGCAGAGGUAGUUCUGGGACAUUCCGUUUGCUGAAGGCCUGUGAGUCCUUCCUACCCGCACCUAUCUGAACUGAGGAUGUCAAUGUGGCCAGUUUUCCCUGUUGCUCCACAUGUGCUCCCCUGGGGCUUACUCCUGGAUGCCCAACAGCAUGGGAUUCCCCCAACCACUGCUUGUUAUUUCUGUGGUAACAAAAAUGUUUUCUACUGA